Mycotypha africana is the source of this 720-nucleotide messenger RNA. Its product is annotated as CTLH/CRA C-terminal to lish motif domain-containing protein. Gene Ontology annotation, cellular component: cytoplasm; nucleus. Lineage: Eukaryota; Fungi; Mucoromycota; Mucoromycetes; Mucorales; Mycotyphaceae. Gene Ontology annotation, biological process: proteasome-mediated ubiquitin-dependent protein catabolic process. Bases 1 to 720 code for a protein of 239 amino acids. Gene Ontology annotation, molecular function: protein binding. The record is from RefSeq and is a predicted model, not a curated record. The transcript has 4 exons.
AUGAGUUCCAAUCUCACGAGUCCUCCCAAGAAAACCAUAUCUAGAGAUGAAUGGGAGCAACGUUUAGCAAAAGUAAAAGUCAAUAAACAAGAUUUAAAUCAGCUUGUAAUGAAUUACCUUGUAGUAGAGGGUUAUAAAGAUGCAGCAGAGCAAUUUAGUUUGGAAAGUGGGUUAGCACCUUCUGUAGAUUUGCAGUCAAUUCAAGAUAGAUUGGAUAUUCGUCAUGCCAUUCAGUCAGGCGAUGUUGACACCGCGAUCGACUUGGUUAACGAUCUAAAUCCUGAGAUAUUAGACACCAAUCCUCAUUUAUUCUUUCACCUACAACAACAACGCCUUAUUGAAUUAAUACGUAAAGGCGAAUAUCGAGAAGCAUUAGAAUUUGCGUCAGAGGAAAUGGCACCGCGAGGCGAAGAACAUCCUGAAUUUUUAGAAGAGUUAGAGAAAACUAUGACUCUGCUUGCUUUUAAAGACUGUGAAGAGUCUCCAGUACAGGAUUUGCUUCAUCCAGGUCAACGGCAGAAGACAGCCAGUGAGCUUAACGCAGCUAUUUUAAUGAGUCAAUCACAGGAAAAGGAUCCAAAGUUACCCAAUCUAUUAAAGAUGUUAGCGUGGAGUCAAGAACAAUUGGACGAAAGGUUGGUUUAUCCUCGUAUUGAUAAUUGGGACAUAUUCCAGUCUGUUACACGGGUAACAGAAAGUGAUUUAUCCCGAGAUUCUUAA